CGCUUUCCUUUCUUCCGUGCCGGUCGAGAGGGCUGUUCCUGCGGAGCCAUGGCGGCUCGGAUGAGAGCGGGGAAGGAGAAGGAUCAAGCCAGCGAAGGGGAGGAAGAGGAGGAGGAGGAGGAAGAAGAAGACGGAGGUCUUUGGGAGUACGACUCCACUUGGGAAGAGGAAGAGGAGGGAAAGGAGGAAGAGGAGGAGGAGGAAGGGAGGCGGGAGAAGAAGAGCCGGGAACCGGCUUCUCAAGCCGCUCACCUGGAAGACUCCAAAGCCCGAGAGAAACACAGCUGGUGGCCGACCAACCCGAAGUGGGCCUCCGCUACCCAGAGCAUAAAUAGGCGUAACUGGAACGCAGCCAGAGAUAUGCAGAAAUAUAGGCGGCAUUACCCGGGAUUAACAGAAAUUGAGGUCAAUGAGGAAGAAAUGUGGAACCUGAGCUUUUACAAAAAUGAGAUUAAUUUUUUGCCCCGGGGUCUCUACAUUGAAGAUCUCCUUGAGAACUGGCAAGAUAACUACGGAGUUUUGGAAGAAAACCAUUCAUAUAUUCAGUGGCUGUUUCCUUUACGUGAACAAGGGAUGAAUUUUCAUGCCAAACGGCUCACGUGCCAAGAAAUUGAGGCCUUUAAGAAAUCUAAAGAAGUCAUGGAGAGGUUCGUCCGGGCUUAUAAACUCAUGUUGAAAUUUUACGGCAUCAACUUAAUCAGUGAGGAAACGGGAGAAUUGAAAAAAGCUGAAAACUGGUCUGAGCGAUUUGGGAAUCUGAAUCGGUACAGCCAUAACAAUUUACGGAUCACUCGCAUCUUGAAAUGCUUGGGAGAGAUGGGCUAUGAACACUACCAAGUGCAGCUGGUAAAGUUCUUCCUGACAGAGACUCUGGUCCACCAGAUGUUGCCUCGGGUGCUGAGAAGUGUCUUGGACUACUUCAUGUUCACCAUCCGACACAAACUCAAACGACAGGAACUGGUCUAUUUUGCCUGGCAACACUUCAAGCCAAAGCACGAAUUUGUCUGGGGUCCUCACAAGAAACUCCGGAGGUUCAAACCUCAGUCCUCCGAGCUUCUGAGUAAUCCAGAAGAGCAAGAACACACCAAGAAAGGAGACGGAGAGGUUGUGGAGAAGGACAGUGUUGAGUCACCCCAAGCAAUCCUUCAGAGAAGGAAGUCUUCUGGGCAGGAAGAAGCUAGGGAAGCUCUAGAAAAAGAGAAACAUGGGUCGUCAGAGGAGAGCUGUGUCGCUCACUAUGAUUUGGCUACAACAAUACAUCAUAACCAUAUUGAGCAGCCUGUAUCCAGCAUUAGUGCCACGUUGAGCCUUUCAGCCAGUAAUUCUAUGCAGGGCAAAGGUAUUGGGAGGAGAACAACCUCUGUAGAAGAUGCUGAUCUAACGCAAGAUGGGGAGUUUGUAGAACCCCAGUUGAAACCUGUAGAUGACUAUAAGACUUCCAGAACAACAAAUCAAUCUCACCUUACUUUGGGAGAGAAGGAAGCCAAGGGAGACAGUGAAGAAGGCAGAGUAGCUUCAGAUUGUCCUUUGGAAAGAAAGGAUCAUGCUGAAGAGCGUGUGGGUGAAGCUGAGGAAGAAAACCUCAAGGAAUCCAAGAAGAGGAAGCUGGAGCUGAACAGAUUAAGUGGAGAAACCCCUGAGGCAUCCAAAAGCUCCAGUGAUAUUGAGAGGAUCUCCCAAAAUCUUGGCGAGGUGGUGAUCACCAAGGAGGAAAUUAACUUCUUGGCCCCCAAAGGUGGCAGUGAGGACUCCAGAGAUGGGAAGGAGGUUGAAUCCCUUGAUGCGGUGAGAAAGAGGCGGAAAGUAGACAUUGCACCCAAAGAUGAUUCUUCAGAAGUAGACAGUGAGGUGAUCCCAUCUAAAGACCAAGGAGCAAGUGAUAGUACUCACGAAGAUAAAGAGAACGAUCUUGUCUGCCAAGAACAAACCAAAAUGGCGGCCAAUCCUUCUGCGGACACUUUGAUAGGACCUAAGGCUGGAGCUGUGGAGGUGUUGGUUGAUUCCAAAAAGAAUGACCUCCCUGGAGAUAGCUGUCUUCUGGAGAAAGCGAACGAACAAGAAACUACUGCUCCAACAGAAAGUGAUGCCCCUUGGUUGUCUGAAACUAUAACAGUUGAUGAAAAGGGUGUAAGAAACAACGCAGGAUGGAAAGAGCAGGACCUUGAAGAAACAUCUGAUGGUUUCCUAGAAAGGAAUGAAAUCUCCAAAAUAAAGGAACGUGAAAGCACCACGGCUGGACCAGAAGAAGAGUAGUCCUAUCCCAGAUCGGAUGAAACUGUCCCAAAAUACUAGAGGUCCAAAGGGCGUGUAUCUUUUCAAAAGCAGGUCAAAAUAAUCCUUGCUUGGUUUAUGGUUUGGUCUCUCCAGGUUUUUAUAAACAUGGGAUAUAAUUGACAUCUUAAGGGUAACGUCUUUAGGAUGAAAGAUUACCACACUGAGGUGUGUCACUUGCGCAUCUGAUAGUCCCACUUCUAGAAGUCUUAUUUCUUCUAAUGAAUUGCCCAAGGGCUUUGUUCUUCUUUUUUAACAGAAAGCACAGGCCUGUUAAAUACAAUGUAUGCAACCUUGCAGGUGUGUUUUGCGGUGUUUGCUAGAUGAGCCACAAGAAUGUUAUUUGCUAAAUUAAGUUUGUCUUUGUUAAAUAAAGAUCUUUUAACUUUU
Messenger RNA from Protobothrops mucrosquamatus (brown spotted pit viper), 2661 nucleotides. RefSeq names its product opioid growth factor receptor-like protein 1. Lineage: Eukaryota; Metazoa; Chordata; Lepidosauria; Squamata; Viperidae. The record is from RefSeq and is a predicted model, not a curated record. The transcript has 7 exons. The coding region runs from base 49 to 2253 and encodes 734 amino acids. Gene Ontology annotation, molecular function: opioid growth factor receptor activity. Gene Ontology annotation, cellular component: membrane.